GGAGAACGGUGAGCAGUGCACAUUUCAGCACCUGGGAGCUGUCCGUUGUGUACGAGCCAGCCGACAACUGACGGUGAGGAUGGCCAAGGUGAAGCAGGUGGGCUUGCUGGCAGCAGGAUGUCAACCCUGGAAUAAAGAUGUGUGUGCUGCUAGUGGAGACCGCUUCGCCUACUGUGCUACAUUGGCCAUAUACAUUUACCAGUUGGACCAACAAUACAAUGAAUUUAAGUUGAGAUCUAUCAUGUCAGAACACAAGAAGACCAUAACAGCUAUCAGCUGGUGUCCUGACAACCCCGAUUUGUUUGCAUCAGCUUCUGCUGAUAACCUGCUCAUCAUAUGGAAUGUAACAGAGCAAAGGGCUGUAGCAAGGCUGGACAAUACUAAAGGUGUCCCUGCAUCAGUCAGUUGGUGCUGGAACUCAGCUGACGGAGUGGCGUUUGUCUCCCAGCGUGGGCCACUGUAUAUCUGGGUCUAUGGAGGUCCUGACCCUGGGGUUACAGUGCAUAAAGAAGCCCACUCCUUCCUAUCUGAUAUCUGUCUCUUCAGAUGGCACCCCAGCAAGAAGGGCAAACUGGUGUUUGGACACACAGAUGGCAGUCUAUCUAUCUUUCAGCCAGGGAAUAAAAGCCAAAAGCAUGUGUUGCGUCCAGAGUCGUUAGAGGGGACGGAUGAAGAGGAUCCAGUUAGUGCUCUGGAAUGGGACCUUUUGUCAACUGACUAUUUACUAGUGUCUAACCUCCAUAAUGGGAUCAGGCUGGUGGACAGCGAGGCCUUGACAUGUAUCACGUCCUUCUGCUUCCCCUCAGCUGCUGCAUCAGUUCAGUGUCUGGCCUGGGUCCCCUCUGCACCAGGCAUGUUCAUCACUGGAGACUCCCAGGUUGGAGUAUUGAGGGUAUGGAAUGUAUCUCGCUCCACUCCUUUGGACAGCUUUAAACUGAAAAAGACCGGAUUUCAUGCUCUGCAUGUCCUCCAAUCCCCUCUUGUCAAGAAAGCUCCAAGUUCCUGUUCUCCCAGUAAAAGUCAAUACACCAGUUCCACCAGUGAGGCGGUACCUCCCCCAACUCUGUCACAGAACCGCUCCUUCUCUCUGCCUCCUGGCCAUGCUGUGUGCUGCUUCAUGGAUGGAGGGGUGGGCCUCUAUGACAUGGGUGCCAAAAAGUGGGACUUCCUACGAGACUUGGGUCAUGUAGAGACUAUCUUUGACUGUAAGUUUAAGCCAGAUGAUCCCAACCUGCUGGCAACAGCUAGUUUUGAUGGAACCAUCAAAAUCUGGGACACAAACACACUAACAGCUGUUUACACCUCCCCGGGAAAUGAAGGAGUGGUUUACUCCCUGUCCUGGGCGCCAGGAGACCUGAAUUGCAUUGCAGGAGCGACAUCUCGAAAUGGAGCAUUCAUCUGGGAUGUCAGGAAAGGAAAGAUCAUCACUCGCUUUAAUGAGCAUGGUAAGAAUGGUAUAUUCUGUAUAUCAUGGAGCCAUAAGGAUUCCAAGAGGAUCGCCACCUGUAGUGGAGACGGAUUCUGUAUCAUUCGGACCAUUGAUGGUAAAAUCCUCCAUAAGUACAAACAUCCUGCUGCUGUGUUUGGCUGUGACUGGAGCCAGAACAACAAGGAUAUGAUAGCCACAGGCUGUGAGGAUAAAAAUGUUCGGGUAUACUACCUGGCCACCAGCUCUGAUCAGCCUCUGAAGGUCUUCACUGGGCACUUAGCUAAAGUAUUCCAUGUUCGCUGGUCUCCACUCAGAGAGGGAAUACUGUGUUCUGGAUCAGAUGAUGGUACUGUUCGUAUAUGGGACUACACACAGGAUGCAUGUAUCAAUGUGCUGAGUGGUCAUACAGCUCCAGUCAGAGGCUUGAUGUGGAACACAGAGAUUCCUUACCUACUCAUUUCAGGUUCUUGGGAUUAUACAAUCAGAGUGUGGGAUACAAGAGAUGGCACAUGUCUAGAUACAGUUUUUGACCAUGGAGCUGAUGUCUACGGUUUAACAUGCCACCAGAGUCGUCCGUUCACCAUGGCCAGCUGUAGUAGAGACAGCACAGUCAGGCUGUGGUCUCUCACACCGCUCAUCUCUCCACUGCUGUUGAACAUCCUCACUGAUCAGCCUUGGGAAAAGAUCAUUGGAAACACAGACACAGCAAUGGUUCCUGGCUGCCCUCCACUGCUCUGUGGUAAAGUGUCUCGAGACAUCAAACAGGAGCUUGACAAACUGAGCUUAGACAUCAAGGCCAAGAAGCUACGCUGGUUCUCCGAAUGCUUUUUGCCUCCAGGAGGCAGCAGUAACCUGUGGGACCUGGUGUCAGUCAUUAACGGCCAGGACGACUCAUUGCUACCAGCCAGCUACAGCAAAGGAGUGAUGCACAUGAAGCACCUGCUCAAGUUUAAAACAUCUGAAGCCCAGGAGCUGACAAUAGUCAAGAUGUCUAAAUUUGGAGAAGGUAUCGGAGCUCCUAGUAAGGAGGAGAGGCUGAAAGAAGCAGCAGACAUCCAUCUGAGACUGGGACAAAUUCAACGAUACUGUGAAUUAAUGGUGGAACUGGGACAGUGGGAGAGGGCUUUGUCUGUGGCACCAGGAGUUUCCAUGAAAUAUUGGAAGAAGUUAAUGCAGAGGAGAGCUGACCAGCUGAUGGAUGAGGAUAAUGAUGAUGCUAUCCCAUAUUGCAUUGCCAUAGGAGACAUAAAAAAAGUCGUAACUUUCUUCACUGGCAGAGGACAAUUGCUUGAAGCCUUACUAAUAGCACAGGGAGCAUGUGAAGGGAACAUCCGCGCACCUCAAAGCUCCCCAGUCAAUCACACAACUAACGAUGUGGAUAACAGACAACAAUACCAGGGUCUCCUCCAUAAGGUAUGUAAGGAGUUGGCUGAGUGGUACUUCCAGGAUGGGUGUGCUGUCCUGGCAGCCUGCUGUCACCUAGCUGUUGACAACAUCAAGUUAGCCAUGUCAAGUCUGAUCCGAGGUAAUGAGUUGGAGUUGGCUGCAUGCGUGGGUAUUGUCCUAGGAGAGGUAGCCAAUCAAAGCACUGCCUACUGCCUUGAACUUCUGGCCAGGAAGUACAUGACCACAGCCACAAGGGAGCUCUUAGCUGACCUAAUCCGAAUGAUUCCUGACAACUACAUUUUAUUGGCUAAGUUGUGUGCAUUUUACCCAGGAAGUGCUGCUGAAAUCAACCACUUACAUGAAAGAUGCGGUCUCCCUUCAUUAGAAGAGUGUAAGCCCUUGGCAGAGGCAGCCGUGUCUGAAGGAGAUUUGUUUUCAGCAGUUAAAUUCCAUCUGUUGAGCUCCGAACCCGAGAAUGCACUUCAGAUAGGCCUAGAUCAUGUUAAAGAACAGCUGGUUAAACCUGAAUGGACGGUGGACAGUGUUCAGCCAAUCCUGGAUCUGAUGAGUUACAUCAGAACUGAUCGACUCAUCAUGGCCAAGUUGACUGAAGUUCGCAGUGAGCUCUUGAUCCUGUGUGGUUAUAUUGGAGGUUUGCUCGCCAUUCGAAGACAAUACUCCAGCAUUGUACCUGCACUCUACGAAUACACGAGUCAGUUGCUGAAGCGGAGGGAGGUGUCUGUUCCUCUAAAGAUUGAGCAGUUGUCUGUGGAGCUGGAUGCCUGGCGGGUCUGCACACAGAUUAACAGCAACCCUCCUUCAGAAUGUCAAAGGCAAGAGUUCAAGUGCCUUGAGAAGAGGAUCCAGCCAACAGACUCAACUGCAUUGGGUCUGCAUGGAGCUGACUAUGUGACAGGCUCCAAUCUGCCAAGCCACUCAGAUGUUCAGCUGUCCUGUUUCACUGGACACAAAAUACAGGGUCCAGUGUUUAUGCUGGAAGAUGGCAAAUCAGCAAUCUCCCUUAAUGAUGCUCUAAUGUGGGCCAAAGUCAACCCCUUCUCCCCACUGGGAACAGGACUACGCAUCAACCCCUUCUAACACAUUCACACACACAUUUGUUUUCAUUUUUUGUGGGGACUUUAAAUUGAUUACAUUAAUUUCCUGCAGACUUGUGCUAACUUUAAUCAUAACCACUACUUGCCUAACACUGACUAUUUCUCAUCUAACACUGAACCAACUUUUAAAAAAACUAAUAAUAAAUACAAUCAUUUACAUGGUACGGACAUCUGGUCCCCAUGACAGCCACAAGUCCUCAUAAUGUUAGUGUGUAAACCGGUUGUGGCACAGUGUGAUUAAUGCCAGACGCACACACGCACACAAAAAAGACAUUCCAAGAAAAGGGUUUACAGAUUGGAAGGAAAAAAGAAUACAAAGCCAGAGGGUGGAGUGUAGUAAUGGAAAGAAAAAUAACAUUGCGGAGUUUCAGCUAAGUGGCCAAGUGUGUUUCAUAAAUUACUGAGCCAGUGACAUUACCAGACAAUAUAUCUGUGAUUCUGGGAGGGUGAUUCACUUCCCUACAACCUCAUGGCUUUGGUAGAUUUUGGGUCUGGUUAGCUUAGCUCUUGUGAUGAAAACAUAGCCAUUAAUGCUUCGUUUGUGAGGGGGGAUUCAUAUUAAAUGACAUAUGCAGGUCACUUGGUUUGACUGGCUCUUUUCUUCAGCUGACGGUUUCUCAGAUGAAUGAGCAUGUAUAUACAGGGUAUAAAUCUGAAUGACUUUCUUUUGUUGUUAAAAUAAAUAUCGGAAUA
Molecule: messenger RNA, 4623 nt
Organism: Monopterus albus (swamp eel)
Lineage: Eukaryota; Metazoa; Chordata; Actinopteri; Synbranchiformes; Synbranchidae
Gene: wdr17
Product: WD repeat domain 17
Exons: 32
Coding region: 80-3913 (1277 amino acids)
Molecular function (GO): protein binding
Source: RefSeq, a predicted model, not a curated record